AGCAUGAAGAAACAAAAUGUGCGCACGAUAUCCCUGAUCGUGUGUACAUUUACAUAUUUGCUAGUGGGUGCCGCCGUCUUUGAUGCCCUCGAAUCGGAGACGGAGAAGCGGCGUUGGGAGGCUUUGCAAGCUGUCGAGGACAUGAUAAUACGCAAAUACAAUAUAUCACAAGAAGAUUUUAAAGUCAUGGAGACGGUGGUACUCAAAUCGGAGCCACACAAGGCCGGCCAGCAAUGGAAGUUCACUGGCGCAUUCUAUUAUGCAACGACAGUGCUAACCACAAUUGGCUAUGGACACUCGACGCCAACCACCCGCGGAGGGAAACUGUUUACAAUGUGCUAUGCCAUUGUUGGGAUACCCUUGGGCCUCGUCAUGUUUCAGAGCAUCGGAGAAAGAGUGAAUAGACUGAGCAGUUAUGUUAUCAAAGCGGUGCGGACAUCGCUGCGCUGCAAACGAACAGUUGCCUCCGAGGUGGACCUUAUAUGCGUUGUCACGACGCUCAGUUCACUGACGAUAGCAGGUGGUGCUGCGGCCUUUUCAAGAUUUGAGGGCUGGAGCUACUUUGAUUCAGUAUAUUACUGUUUUAUUACUUUAACCACAAUAGGCUUUGGCGAUAUGGUAGCUUUACAGAAAGACAAUGCGCUAAAUAGGAAACCCGAAUACGUUAUGUUCGCACUGAUAUUCAUACUAUUCGGACUGGCAAUUGUUGCCGCCUCACUGAACUUGUUAGUACUUAGGUUUGUUACAAUGAAUACCGAGGAUGAGAGACGUGACGAGGCCCAGGCCAUGCAGGCACUUCAAGUGGCUGUCAAACUGGAGGGCGAUGUGAUAACAUCCAAUGGUUCCAUACUGAGCGGCUACGAGGGACACGACGGCCAAUCUCUCAACGGCACAAACACAUCCUCAAUGUGCUCCUGUCGUUGCAUCUGCCUCAAUGGAGGAAACCGGCAUAAAAAACACAAGAAUGCGAGCAGUGACCAUGUUGCAGAGCAGCAAUACAAGAUGCGGCGAUCGCCGACGCACAUAAGACACUUGCUGCCAGAAGUUGUGCCGAUGCAGGAUCUGAACUACGAUACGCAGAGCAUGCAUACGAUUGGAGCACUCAAUGGCAGCGGGAUCAUGAGCGGCAGUCACAUGGGCAUCGGUCUGGAUGUUGUCGAUGAUACGGGAAAUCGAUCGCCGAUUAAACCGCAGCCGCAUCCACAGAAGCUGCUCAAACGCAAUGUAUCGCUUUUAUCAUUUCGUAUUUAGGAGGAACGAACAACGACUCUUGUAGUAGAUGCCCCCUCCACAACACACACACACAUACAACCACACACUCACACAACCAUGAAAAAGGACUUGCAAAUUAAAGUGAUAAACUAAUCUACAAUACAUAAACUAAUGGGAAUACUUGAAACUGAAAACUGAAGCGAUUAGCGAUUAUUUGAAUUGAGAUUCGGAUCUUGCGAUCUUAUAAAAUCUACAAUAUAUUUAUGUGCAUUUACAAUGUAAAGUUACGCCGCAUAAAUAUCGAAGAAGGGAAGGAGAAGCUAGUAGCAAGCAUUAUAGAGAUACUACUAUACUAUACUAUACUUAGAUAUCUAGACCUACACACAACAAAUACACCUAAACAUUACUGAAUUAGGGCACUAUCAAAUUGAUCUAAACCACUGCCAUUUCCGAGCGAUAGAAACAAGACACCACACACUCUAUAUACAUACAUAUAUCGAACUCUUCUAUAUAUCGUAUAGCAUACAUAUAACCAAACUAUUUAAACAGGAACUGCCUUUCCAUGGGGCUAUCUCUUCCACUUCCACAUAGAGGACAUGCCAAUCCAGUUGAAACUAAAUAGAUUCGAUCGAUAUAACAAGAACAACUUAAUUCUGUAAAUACCUAAGUAAAUGCUUAAUCAUUUUAUUAGUACAUAAUCCAUUUUAUUAUGCAUUUGUAUUUCUUAUGAUUAUGAUAUUAGUUUAAACAUAUUAAACAUACAUUUACUAUGUAUAUAACAUAAUAUAAACUAGUUUGUAGAAGCAUCUAAAACGCCAAAACAAAAACAACAACAACUUGUGCUUAUCAAGUGCUCAAUUGUCUCCGCAGAGUGCCAAAAAAACAUAUUUACAUAGGAGUAGGGGAUACUGAGGACCCACUCAGUCCUACAGAUAUCGCAUCCUAGACCCUAACCCAAAUCCUCAAUCGCAUUUAGGCCAAGUAAAAGAAAAGCAAAACUAAAAUCAAACCGAAAAACAAAACAAAAUUCCAUUUGGUUUAUUUCUUAUUUGAUAGAUAACAUAACAUAAUUAAUAAAAUUUGCAAAUUGAGAAAGUGAGAAUGAAAUUCUUCCAGUUAUAGAUUAAUUUCCAGGUAUUUUGCUCACUCGUUAGAUAACAAACCCGAUUAUAUAUAGAGUAUAUAAUAUGUCCUUAUGUGCUUUGUAAAUAGAUUUAAAUUACUUUAAACAAAUAUUGUUAAUACCGAAAGCAGAGUUACGAAGCAUAGUUAUGUAUUUAAUUCUGUAUUGAUGACAAAUAGCGUACGAGACUUUUUAAUAUUUGCAAACAUUUAUUUCAAAUUUUCAGUAGUUAUCGUAUCCGUAUGUGUUUAAACAAUUUCAAUUUCAAAAAAGAAAACAAAUAUGAAAUUUAGCUACUCAAUUCUAAAAAUGAUAAAACAAAACAAAUUGUAAUUUUAAUUCACAAAACAAAUAAAGCGAAACAAUUUCAGUAAGACUUUGUAAUAUACAUUUCGAGUAUAUUCAAAAUCGAGAAUAAAAUCGAUCCCAGAGUUUUUCUUAUCGAUGUGGAGUAUGGAAAUAAAACAACAGUUCUCUUUACAUUAUUUUUAAAUGUUUUCAUUCAGUUUUUAUUGAAGUAGACCUUUUUAUAUAGACAAAAUGUGAUAUUUUGGUUUAAACAGUUUUUGAUAGGCAAGAAUUCAAAUUGCCCGGAUUGCAAAAGAUAUUAUAAGCUAUGGACAAUUUUCGACCUUUUAAGUUUGUUUGUGUUUGUCUGUCUUCUUAUUUGUUUUGGAAUCGAAUCUCUGGUAUUCAACAUGAAAAUACAUUCGGGAUUGCGAUUCCAUUUCAAUGUCAAAGAAAUGCCUAAACAUAAUUUUUAAAUAUUAAAAAAAUGUUCACUAUGCCUGGUAG
This is a messenger RNA of Drosophila sulfurigaster albostrigata, 3130 nucleotides long. It is a transcript of the gene Task6, whose product is annotated as two pore potassium channel protein sup-9. Gene Ontology annotation, cellular component: membrane. Gene Ontology annotation, biological process: stabilization of membrane potential; potassium ion transmembrane transport. Gene Ontology annotation, molecular function: potassium ion leak channel activity. Lineage: Eukaryota; Metazoa; Arthropoda; Insecta; Diptera; Drosophilidae. The record is from RefSeq and is a predicted model, not a curated record.